AGCUUGGGCUGUUCAUAAGGAAGUUGCCUGUUUCCUGGUAGCUGGUUUUAAGCUUCACGUGCAUCUACCAAAAAAAAAAAAAAAGUGUUAAUCAUGGCUUCCAGUCCAGCUGUCUUGAUUCGUUUGGUUGCUUCAGCAUAUUCUAUUGCUCAGAAAGCUGGAAUGAUAGUCAGAAGUGUGAUGGCUGGGGGUGAUCUUGGAAUCGUGGAGAAGACAUCCUCAGUAGAUCUACAAACCAAAGCUGACCGAUUGGUGCAGAUGAGUAUAUGUUCUUCACUGGCACAGAAGUUCCCCAAACUAACAAUAAUAGGAGAAGAGGAUCUGCCUGUUCAAGAGGUAGACCAAGAGCUGAUUGAAGAUGGUCAAUGGGAGGAAAUUCUGAAGAAACCAUGUCCCACACAAUACAGUGCUAUCAAAGAGGAAGAUCUUGUUGUGUGGGUUGAUCCUCUGGAUGGCACCAAGGAAUACACUGAAGGUCUUCUGGACAAUGUAACAGUCCUUAUUGGAAUUGCUUAUGAAGGAAGAGCAAUAGCAGGAGUUAUUAACCAGCCUUACUACAAUUAUCAGGCAGGAGCAGAUGCUGUGCUCGGGAGGACAAUUUGGGGAAUUUUAGGUUUGGGUGCCUUUGGGUUUCAACUGAAUGAAGUGCCUGAUGGGAAACAUAUAAUUACCACAACUCGUUCUCAUUCCAGCAAGUUGGUAAAUGAUUGCAUUUCUGCUAUGAAUCCUGAUAAUGUUCUCAGAGUGGGAGGAGCAGGAAAUAAGAUCAUUCAGCUGAUUGAAGGCAAAGCGUCUGCUUACGUAUUUGCCAGUCCUGGAUGUAAGAAGUGGGAUACUUGUGCUCCAGAAGUUAUUUUAUGUGCUGUAGGAGGUAAACUGACUGAUAUUCAUGGAAAUGCCCUUCAGUACCAUAAGGAAGUAAAACAUAUGAAUUCUGCUGGUGUCCUUGCCACACUGAGGAAUCAUGACUAUUAUGCAAGCCGAGUUCCAGAGACUGUAAAGAAAGCUCUUGUGCCAUGAGAGACAUAUUAUCUACUUACCAGUGAAAACAAUGACAUUUGAUAUUCAAGUUAAUAAAUAUUUUAAAAUUAUGAAAAUAGAUUUAUUUUUGUUUUUAUUGUUAUUGAUUAGUGAUAUUGUUUAUACAGUAAGAGCAGCGUAAAUAAUUAAUGAAUUCUGAUAAAUUCAUAGUUCCAGUUUUGAAAUAAAGAGUAUCACCUUUAAGCUGGUAAGCUAGAUCUAUGAAACAGCCAAAUUAGGAUCCUAAUGAUCACACUUGAUACCUAUUGACUCAUGGCAAAAUUUUGGCCUACAUUCUAUAGGGAUAAAAAGGAAAGGUUCAGUUUUGAGCCCUGCUAAUAAUACUGUCAGCAUUCCUGUAAAAUUUCCUCAUUUGAUUUAAGGCACAAAGCUUAGAUGCUACAUGAAUCUUAUUUUGUUAAAUGACUUUAUCCUCUAAAUUAUUAUGAUUUUUAUUAUAUCUCCUACAAAAUGUUAUUUUCUAUGUUGGUGAAAUAGCUUUAUGAGAGAUACUCUUAUGAUAAAAUUACACAUUAUUUAA
This is a messenger RNA of Vombatus ursinus (common wombat), 1561 nucleotides long. RefSeq names its product 3'(2'),5'-bisphosphate nucleotidase 1. The transcript is spliced from 9 exons. The coding region runs from base 94 to 1020 and encodes 308 amino acids. The record is from RefSeq and is a predicted model, not a curated record. Gene Ontology annotation, molecular function: 3'(2'),5'-bisphosphate nucleotidase activity. NCBI's taxonomy places the organism in Eukaryota, Metazoa, Chordata, Mammalia, Diprotodontia, Vombatidae. Gene Ontology annotation, biological process: phosphatidylinositol phosphate biosynthetic process.